GCUCGAAGCUCCAGGGGGGUGGGGGGGGGCCUGCGCCCAAGGCGCAUGCAGGCGGCCGCCAUCGACGGCUGGGCCGGGGCCCGGCCAGGGGACAGGGGAGCGGCUCGCGGCGCAGACGUCCCCUCCAACGCAGCCCAAGGCGCCGCCGCGCCGACGGCGCGAUGCUCGGGCGCUCGCGCGAGCUGAUGGCGCGGUGGCCCAGGCUAACCAACGUCGCGGUCUCCGCUGGGCUGAGCGGCGUUGCGGACGCCAAUUGCCAGGCGCUCGAGGCGCACGCGAGGCGGGCCGCCCCGGGCGGCGGGGAGGAGCCCCUGGAGGAGCGGGCACACUCCACGGGAUCCGGCGCUGGACGACGAUGGUCGCGUGGGGCGGUUUGCUCGGCGUCGCGCUCCCGCCUUGGUACAGGCGGCUGGACGUGUGGUUCGGGCCGGGCAUGAACCCGCUGAAGCUGCUCUUCCACCAGUUCAUGAUGUCCCCCAUCUUCAACACCUGCUUCCUCUCGUACAUAGAGACCAUGCGAGAGCUGCCGCUGGACACGGCGCCGCAGAGGGUGCAGCGACGCCUGGAGGCGGACCUAGUCCCGCUCACCAGCCGGAGCUUCCCCUUCUGGAUCGUCGUGAACACGAUGAAUUUGUACUGCAUCCCCCAGCAGCUCCGGACAGUGACGAUGAGCUGCGUCAACUGCGGCUGGACAGCGAAGCACCUUCCGUCGUGACUUCUUCACGGCGCGAGGCGGUCUGGAUUGGGCCAGGGGCACCCUUGGCAACCCCCGGACCGUGUACCUGUCCUGGCUGGCGCACCAGUGACGGGCCGCCCCCUGCUCGGGGGCAACGAUACGGGGGGGUAGGCACAGGGGGGGACGCAUCGACCCCCAAUCGCCAACUGAUCGCCGAUAGGGGCCCGAUAGCCCCAGCCUGCCCAGGAAGGUGCGGAUUCGCUAUCGGGGGCCUAUCGCCGAUCUAUCGGCGAUGCAUCGCCGAUUGCAGGUCGAUGUUCACCCCCUAAUGCCAGUCCCCCCCCUAUCGUUGCAUUAGGACGGGCAUGUCCUCGUACAGGCGGAUAUUGGAGGACAAGUGAAAAAGAGCCAAACCAUAUGCAAAAAUAGUCAAAAAUAGUUUUUAUUAGUUUUGAUUUCUCGUCGGCCUUCGCGAGCCUGAACAGAACUUACCUGAGCAAAGUGUUAGAGCGUUUCAAAAUUCCUCUCGGAUACAGGCAUGCUAUUGCCGAAUUAUUUUCCAGCAUGGUAGGAUAUGUCAAAGUAGGAGGCAAACGCGUGAGUGAGAUCCCAAUCCUCUCGGGCGUUGCCCAGGGAUGCCCUCUCAGUGGCACGUUGUGGGCGCUUGGACUCGACCCCUUCCUUCGCCUCCUCUC
Prorocentrum cordatum is the source of this 1371-nucleotide messenger RNA. The record is from the annotation of a GenBank genome assembly. NCBI's taxonomy places the organism in Eukaryota, Dinophyceae, Prorocentrales, Prorocentraceae.